UUGAGAGGCUCAUCUUUAUCUGUGAUCUUGUCAACAGUAAGUCUUCGGUGAAAGAAUUUAGUGGCAGCGAGACGCUGGCUUUAUGAAGGCUCCUAAUUUUAAAGAACAAUAGACAUGCUGUGCAACUUAGAUACACAGUUUUGAGAAGACGUUUGGGAGAGAUAUUUUUUAUUCAUGACCUGACACCUGUUCAACAGUCAGCGUGAAAUCAAUAAAACCUCUGCCAUGAGCUUGAGAUAUUUUAAUUCAGAAAUGACAAUGGAGGAAAGAAGCAGCCGCAACGGAAGCAGAGACAGACUGGGACUGAGCUUCACAAUUGACUACCUGCUCUUUAAUAAAGGAGCCAAAGCUUCUAAAGACGAUGCAACAGCAAGUCGUGCUGCAGAGCAGAUAACGAACGACAUGCCAGGUCGUCAGAAUCCUAAACUCGAAGAGGUGGGGAUUCGCUGUGAGAUCCAAGAGAAGGGUCUACAGAGGUCAGAGGUAGAUGCUGAAAAAAGGAAAGCCAAAGAAGAUGAGGGGGAUGAAGACCAAAAAGAGGAGGGGGAGGAGGAAGUGACCACCACCACUACCACCACGUCUGCGAGCUGCGGUACAGAGAAGUCUGCGGACAAACCCAACCAGUCAUACAUUGCACUCAUCUCCAAAGCGAUCCUGGCGUCUGAGCAGAAGAAACUGCUUCUGUGUGACAUCUACCAGUGGAUCAUGGACCAUUACCCAUACUUCAAGAGUAAGGACAAAAACUGGAGGAACAGCGUGCGUCACAAUUUGUCCCUAAACGACUGUUUCAUCAAAGCGGGCCGGAGCGACAACGGUAAAGGCCACUUCUGGGCGAUCCACCCAUCGAACUAUCAGGACUUUUCCAAUGGAGACUACCACUGCCGAAGGGCAAGACGGAGGGUACGCAGGGUGCCAGGACAGCUCCCGCUUUCCUCCCUGAGCUCGCCCUACCAUCCCGCCAUCGUCCGUCCCCACAGAACGACCUGCUGGUGCUGUCCUCAGGCCUCUGCACUUCCUCUUCAAUGCUUGGCACCCAGACUCUACUGGCCUUGGUCCAGCAUGCAGCCACAAAUAGGGCUCCACCUGGGCCUAAAUGCCUCUGUACCCUGAGAGUGAAUUGUUUGUACUGUUGAGGUAUACUAUACUAACAGUUUGGCCCUGAAACACUAUUACUUAAAAGAGAAACUUUUUAAUCUAAUGAUUAUAUCAUUAGGCGAUGUUAAAACUGAA
Pelmatolapia mariae (spotted tilapia) is the source of this 1230-nucleotide messenger RNA. It is a transcript of the gene foxq2, whose product is annotated as forkhead box Q2. The transcript is spliced from 2 exons. Lineage: Eukaryota; Metazoa; Chordata; Actinopteri; Cichliformes; Cichlidae. Gene Ontology annotation, biological process: cell differentiation; anatomical structure morphogenesis; regulation of transcription by RNA polymerase II. Gene Ontology annotation, molecular function: DNA-binding transcription factor activity, RNA polymerase II-specific; RNA polymerase II cis-regulatory region sequence-specific DNA binding. Bases 226 to 1110 code for a protein of 294 amino acids. The record is from RefSeq and is a predicted model, not a curated record.